AAAACCACAUUAAUAUAAACAAACAUGAAGAGAGUCACACAGGUCUAGAAUUUCCUUUCUUUUCCCUUCUGAAAAAAGAAAAAGACAAAAAGGAGCCGUUAUCUACCUCCUCAGGAAGCCCACGAACAUACGAUACGUUCGAGCCGUUAUCUACAAAUCCCUCAUUCGAAGCCACCCAUACAAAUAACAUAGCUCAGACUCAGUAGAAAGAAAAAAACAAAAAUGCCAACCUUGAAUCUGUUCACGAACUUUCCAGUGGAUGCAGUGGUGGCCUCCGACAUUCUCAAGGAUGCCACCAAAGCUGUCUCCAAAAUCAUUGGCAAACCCGAAUCUUAUGUGAUGAUUCUGUUGAAUGGGGGAGUGCCCAUCGCAUUUGCAGGCACAGAAGAGCCAGCCGCAUAUGGAGAAUUAAUCUCUAUUGGUGGCCUUGGACCAAGUGUUAAUGGAAAAUUGAGUUCAACCAUUGCAGAGAUUCUUCAAACUAAGCUAUCUAUAGACAGCUCCCGCUUUUAUAUCAAAUUUUAUGAUGUUGAGCGAUCAUUCUUUGGAUUUAAUGGCUCAACAUUUUGAGUAAUAGAUCCAUGGAGAUCUCAAAGCUUCAAUGCAUGGGCCAACGCUUGCUGAUAGACUAUUCUGUUUCAGCUGUAAUCUUUCUGUAGAGAAGAGAAAACCCCAUGUAUUUGAUCAUAAUGAAGUAGUAAUAAUAAAUACUCUUGUUAUUUAA
Molecule: messenger RNA, 724 nt
Organism: Corylus avellana
Lineage: Eukaryota; Viridiplantae; Streptophyta; Magnoliopsida; Fagales; Betulaceae
Product: Tautomerase/MIF superfamily protein
Molecular function (GO): phenylpyruvate tautomerase activity
Source: RefSeq, a predicted model, not a curated record